AUGGACUCUGUCCAUGAGAUCGCAAUCACCGGUCAAAACCUGCCGGCCAAGUACAUCUACACCGACGGCAUAAACCCAAGCCAGAACCCAUCGAUUCCUCUCCCCCUGCUGGAGAUUCCAGUCAUCGAUUUCAAUCGCCUUGCGACUCCAUCCACCGGCACCGGAGAAGAGCUGGGAAGGCUUCGUUCAGCUCUCAGCUCGUAUGGUUGCGUCAUGGUAACAAACCACGGAGUGGCAAGUUCACUCAUGGACAGAGUGCGGCUGGUCUUCAAGCAAUUCCUUGCUCUUCCCAUGGAAGAGAGGCUGAAAUGCCAGAAGGAAGUUGACGGGUUUGAUGGGUAUGGUAGUGACAUGAUAGUUACCAAAGAUGUAGCAGUAGUUCAUGACUUUUCUGCGCGACUGCGUCUAAUCACAUGGCCUGAAGACAGGAGACAGAUGAAGUAUUGGCCUGAAAAGCCACAUGAUUUCAGGGAAGUUCUCGAUGAAUACAGCAGCAAGUUACGAGUGCUUCACGAUGCAACCCUCAAGGCGAUGGCCAGGUCACUAAACCUGGAAGAUGACAGCACGUUUCUGAAGGUGAUCAGAGAAGGAGGGACGAUCUCUUCCAGAUUCAACUUCUACCCACCAUGUCCAACACCCGAUCGAGUUCUGGGGCUCAAGCCGCAUUCUGAUGGAACAGUGAUUACCUUUGUGCUGCAAGACAGAGAAGUGGAAGGGCUUCAGGUUCUGAAGGAGGAGCAGUGGUUCAGAGUUCCAAUCGUUGCAGAUGCUCUUGUUCUCAACGUCGGAGACCAACUAGAGAUAAUGAGCAACGGGGAGUUCAAGAGCCCAAUUCACAGAGUAGUUCUGAACCCGAAGAAGGAGAGGAUAUCCAUAGCUACACUUUCUUUCCCUCAGGAGGGUAAACAAAUUGAACCAUUUGAAGGUUUAGUUAGUCGAGAAAGGCCGAGGCUUUACAGGCAGGUGAAGUACAAUGGAGUUACCCAACUGGGUUACUAUCAGAGUGGGAAGAGAGUAACAGAUGAGGUGAGAAUCUGA
Messenger RNA from Linum trigynum, 1038 nucleotides. NCBI's taxonomy places the organism in Eukaryota, Viridiplantae, Streptophyta, Magnoliopsida, Malpighiales, Linaceae. The record is from the annotation of a GenBank genome assembly.